Periophthalmus magnuspinnatus is the source of this 6194-nucleotide messenger RNA. RefSeq lists its product as uncharacterized. The record is from RefSeq and is a predicted model, not a curated record. Gene Ontology annotation, cellular component: cytosol; cytoplasmic stress granule. NCBI's taxonomy places the organism in Eukaryota, Metazoa, Chordata, Actinopteri, Gobiiformes, Gobiidae. Gene Ontology annotation, molecular function: mRNA 3'-UTR binding. Gene Ontology annotation, biological process: positive regulation of translation. The transcript has 15 exons. Bases 20 to 5683 code for a protein of 1887 amino acids.
CCACCGCAGGCCCCUCACCAUGGGCUGCUGCUACAGUAAAGAGCUUCCCCCGGACGAGAGGAGCGGUCUGCUGGAGCCCCCCUCUGCCCCGAACACCGCGAGCCAGGAGAGACUGAGGCAAGGCGGGCUUGAGGUGCUGCGACAUGUGACCCUAGAGCCAGAGCCAGAGGAGGGGGGCACCAUCACCAAACCAUCACCAAACAGGCUGCCCACGAGGAGCGGGACAGGGCCACACACUCACCAGGCUAUUCUUAACUCCACUGGACCCCCGGACACCAAAGACAGCAGCUCUGCCAUUACAAGACAAACCAAGACUUUUUCAACUUGUCUAGAGGUAACUGAUAAAGACGCAUUUACUGUCUUAUCCCAAGAGACAAGCACCAAAGACAGUAGCUCUGCCAAUAUAAGGCUAACCAACACUUUCUCAACAAGUCCAAAAGAGCAGAAUCCUACGGAGGUAACAAGUAAGGACAUAUCUACUUUCCUCUCUAAAGAGACCUUCACCACAGACUUUUCUGACACAAGGAUAAGUGAGUGUCCCUCUAGCAGUGGUUCUACAAGGCAGAGUCCCGGAGCCCGGUCUGACAGCUGCCCACGUGUAGCCCCAGUCCACACCCAGGACAGGCCUCUGCUGAGCGGGGAGAGAGCGCGGGGUCGGGGGGGUGCUGUGGAGGUCAGGGGUGAAGUUUGUGUCGUGACUGCCGCUCUAGGGGAGGGCUUCGAAAAGAGGACGCAGAGUUUCUACAGUCUAUGCUCCAUCGACGAGGACGAACUGAACCACAGCGACAGCCAAUCACAAGCCACGGAACGACCACCCACCGGUCCAUCACCCACGGCGGAGUGUAUAGUGUCCCCGCAGGAAAAGACGCAAGGUUGUGUUCGGACUUUACCUGUGGAUGCCAUUUUGUCAAGUACAAUAAAGAAAUCACCUGAGCCGUUACAUGACCAGCAGCUAUCAGCACAGAUACCUUUAGACUCGCCACUCAAAUCAGCUGAUAAAACACAAGCAGGAAAUGGACUCAGUCAAACAGCGCUGUCUGAAAACCACACAAUUCAACUCAAUGAUGAAAAAGAUAAGAUAGAGUUUAUCACUGACUCGAGUGUGGACAGAAAUGAGCGCCAGGAGGUGGCAGAGUGCUUUGAGGAGCAGGUAAGCAGCUGUCAAGGAAACAAUGACACUGUUAAACUGUACAAAGAAGAUUUAAAAGCACCAGAAUCCACCACAAGGUUACAGCCAUUUCUUGAUACUGACUUAUGCAAAGCUGAUUUUGAUUUGGUCAACGAAAAAUCUGCAGGCGCUCAUCUGGAGGAAAACUCACAAACUGAGCCCUGUGAAGGAAAUCAAACAGUAGACCUGCAAAAAAGAGACGAGGGGGAGGUUAAUGCAGUACAAAUCUGCCUGUCAGAGAUAGAGCAGAGGUCAGGAGGUCCAGCCCUGAAUCACCAUAGUGUAACCAUAAGAGAGUCAGGUGCUUCUAAACCUACCGGUGACGCAGAGACAGGAGCUUCUAAAUUGAUAGGUGAGAUGAGCGGGGAAAACAUUUGUGGAUUUGAGACUGUGACAAAAGCAGAUGAACUAUCAGAGAACCACACAGAGGCACCAGCAGAGGGCGGUGUUCAGGGUUUAUCUGAGUCAGUCCAGUACAGCAUUGAAGUCGAGAAGUCAGAGUUUAAGCCUGAAAUACAGCAGUCUGGAUUUGGUGCGGACAGUUCUCUUCACAUGGAUAGCACAGGUAAGACAGAUACAGAGGAGAGAAGGAGCAGUGAUCACGCUAGCUCUGUAGAGUCAGUCACAUCACAGGAUGGUGACAGAACAGAGGAAAGUUCAAGUUCAGGACAAGACAGUGAACCUAAGAUAAGAAAACCAGGCUUGAAUAAUCCUAACUCUGUGCUCCACAAACAAACAUUAGAUAAAAAUGACAGAGCAGAUACAGUCUUAGAAAAAUCCAGUGAAGGUUCCGAGGAGCAGACAGGAGAACGUAGAACAGCAGAGAGCAUCAGCCAUUUCUCACAGAACGACCAAAGUUUAGAGCCACACUCUGACCACAAAAUCCACCAACUCGCUUUAAACAUAAUUAAAAGUGAAACGCCUCCAGCUCCAUAUGUCUGUAUACGUGACAAUACAGACGUUGAUAGUUGUAAUUCACCAAGCUCUAGUCCAAAUGAAGAAGAUGUUACUGAAAUAGCAGAGAGUUUAGCAUCUCCCACUGUUCUAAAGCAACAGAACACCGUAUCAUCACAUCUGACAUCACUCAGAGAACACCUCAGAGAAUCUGAUCCAAGUAGAGUGGAUUCAGGAGAAAAUAUCAGUGUUGUUAAACAAGAGGAUGCGAGGCAGUGCAGUUCAACAGAGACUGAGGUCAGAUUACAAACUAUUUACAAGGACUCAGGAGCAGAGAUCAAUGCUCCUCCUCUAACCAAACACAGCUCCAAACUGUCAACUGGUGUGAAGAGUCCGGAGGAAACAGCUGUACAAGAGGCAUUGGAGGAUGCAGAGGGUGGGUCCUGUGGUGCACUAGGACACACAGAGGAGUCUAGUCAACACAAUUUACCUCAUCAUCAAACAGAAGAGCAGAGAAAUCGUGGACUCUCAAAUACAGAUGUUUCACUGAGUUUGACACUGGAAACAAAUCUCACUGAAGCGCUGGACCCAAAACAUGUCAUAAAUGUCUCAGAUUCUGCAGACAGCGAGGCUAAAGUGAGCGCUGGUGUAGAGGACACUGAGAGGGUGUUAGCUGAAAAAACACCAGCUAACAUAGAGACAGGAGAUCAGCUCGAUCCUACUCUUUCUACAGUACUGUGCACUCAUGAAAACAGUGAUGGAGAUGCCUCUGUGCUUCCACAAACUUCACUAGAAACAAUAUUGUGUGGUGAACCGGCACACGCACAAGUUUGUAAUCUCAAAAAGGAUUUUGCUUCUCAAUCGCCACAAGAAAAACACACAGAGAUUAAACCGAAAGCCUUAAGUGAAGAUCAAAGGAGCGAUCCCAGUUUAGUAACAGCAGAGAAAAUGGGAGAGGAGAGUUUAGCUUCAGAUUAUGAAAAUACAACUUCAGAUCUGAGCAAUUUCACCCAAAUAUCUCAAGAGCUUCAGCCUAAUGGUCAAAUAAAGAGUGUGUACAUGGAUAGAGGUCCUUACGAAAUAACAGCAGAAAAGGACAAAAUACACACACCAAUGGAACACAAUGAGGUGUACCAUUUGUCAAAGGAAAAUACAGAUUCAGACAUGACAGAGUGUGAUGUUUCUACUCAACUAUCAGAGGAGCUGUCACAGAAUACAGUAAACACUGGAAGUGAGGCCAGUUUGGUGUCUCCACAACCUUUAGACAAGAACUCAGAAGAAUGGUGUGAGAGAGCUGCACAUGAGAAGCACACCGCCCUGACUCCAAACGGCGAUGUGUCUGUAGAUCCUUUAGUGAGCGAAGGAGAGGCAUUUGCGUUGGUGGAUCCAGGUCAGAUAGACAUCUACGCCUCCACUCCCUCCUAUGAGAUCCAUUGUGCUCCGGCCCCGAGCAUCACGGCUUCCCCAGAGGACGAGGAGGAGGAGUGCGGCAUGAGGCACAUGGUGUCAGAGCUGCUGGGGGAGGACGCGCGCUCCUCCAUGUGUCACCUCUACCCACAAACAUGGAUCAAACUCGGGCUGGAGCAGAACUGUGAGGGCUGGGCUCAGGGGGCGUCUCAGGCUGAGCUCACCCCCUGGAAGAGCAUUGACCCUGGGCAUGGUGCAGAGAACAUCCCUGCAUCUGUGUCAGAGCUCCAGCCCUCCAUGGCUCUGCUUGGAGCUUAUCCCUACAGCACAGUGACCCCACAGGGAGGCUGCAUCUGGGACUGGCACACAGGGAACGAGCCUGUGCCCAAGACCACCCUGAACCCAGAGGCUAAAGCAUGGACCGGAGCCAGGUUCACCUUCAACACAGAAGACUCCUACUGCACCCAAAACACCUAUGUCUCCAAGCCCCUCUAUAACACCCAGGGCACUGAGGGGGUCCAGUACAACAGCAUCCAGCCUGACCAUAAUGGCUUCGCUCCGGAGCUGUGUCUGGAGACCAUGGGGCUGCUGGAGGCUGAUGCCGUCUAUGACCCCUCACUACAGUAUGAGCCCUUCGGUUCAGAGGCUACAGUGAACGGACAGACACUCACUCACACGCCCCCUCUGAGCCCCGCCCCGAACCUCAUCUCCACACCUGCACCUGCCCUGGCACCUGCAUCUGUCUCGCCUGACUCUGACAAAGUGAGAGAGCAGCUCCGGAGCUUUCUGGAGUCCUGCCUCACCAGGGAACACCUGAGUAAUGACCUGUAUCUGAAAUCUCAGAUGGACAGUGAUCAGUACCUGCCCAUCUCCACUCUGACCAGUCUGGACAAAGUCAAGUCUUUGAGCACCGACAUGGAGCUCAUCACAGACAUACUAAAGUCCCUGUCCCUGGUGCAGGUCGCCCCCUGUGGGCAGAAGUUCAGACUGCAGCAGAGCAGAUGUGUGGUGAUCCUCAGGGAAAUCCCUCAGACCACAAGUGUGCAGGAGUUGGAGGCGCUCUUCACCAGCGACAAACUGCCCAAGUUUCUGAGCUGUGAGUUUGUGAGCAAUGACAACUGGUUUGUGACGUUUGAGUCUGAGGCCGACGCAGAGCAGGCCUACAGGUUCCUGCGUGAGGAGGUGCGUGAGUUUAAGGGGAAGCCUCUCAUGGUUCGGAUAAAGGCCAAAAUGAUGGCCGCUACAAGCUACGGCCCAACAAAUGGCUUCAGACGCGUCCCCACGGAGACCAGCCCCGGGACCUACUCCUACUUCGAACAGAACUGCCCCGAGCUGCAGGACCAACUCUACCACUUCACCAGCGACAUGUGGACUUCCUCUGGGCCGGGAUACCAGGAGAGCGGGGAAGGUGGACAGAUGCCCUCAGACCUGGUGAAUGAUUUUGUAAAUGGCGCUUCAGCUGCUGCCAUCUUCAAACCGUUUAACCCCUACAAACAGAGGAGAGGCUCUCGCUGGUCUCACUCAGACCGGAGACCAGACCAAGACUCCGAGAGGACCCGAGACCAGAAAGAGGACCAGAAACCGGAUUAUAGAUUGGACCGCGGGGGUCGAGGUCGGAGCAGAGGCCGGCGCAGCAGAGGGUUCAAUGACAGGACAGACUCAGUGCCCCCUGGAGAGCGCAGCAGGAGAGGUCAGAGAAAGCGAGAGAACAUGGACAGUGACAGCUCCACUCUUCCUGCACGUCAGCCCUCUCCUCCCCCAGAGCUCACCCUCUCCAGCUUCCCUCCACUCUCUGCCUCUGCAGCGCCCACUACAGACAAGGUCAAGUUUUCUGAGCAUAAGUCUGCCCCACCACUGCUGCAGGGAGCCUGGACCGAAGCACACGUGCUGACGGAGGCUCAGAGAAAGGACAGACUUGCUCAGGCCUCCACACAACCUUCUGCACUGACACAAGACACUGAGUCCAAGAAGCUGAGCUACGCACAGAUCUGUCAGAAGUCCUGUCCCAGAGACACCUCUCCUGUUUCCCUCCAACAAAAUGACAUCAAACCAGCCCAAAAGGAACCCAGCCACAGUGAAGAGGCUCCCACUGCAGGAGGUGCUACUGAGCUGGCCCUGACCCUUCAGAGUACAGCAGGGGGCACUACUGAACCUGCAGCGGAGGUAGAGUCCACCCCCAUGUACCCAGGGCAGGAGGCUGAGGCCAUACGGUGAUGUCAUGAUUUUACUCUUGAUUUAUGUGGUCCACAUCACUAAACCAGGACGUGAUCUUUGACCUGCGGUUCAGUUCACUUUUACACACACCUGAGGAGUCAUCUAUUUUAGUUUUGGAGCAAUGCAAAAUAACCAGGUGCAUUUUAAGCAUAGUAAAAAUGGGUGCCUUUUUAAUGUAUAUUUGUUUCUUUUUUAAACAGCAUAUUUUGUGUCUAGUCUAAGCACUGACUGUUUUUGUUUUUGAAGAGCACUGCACCACUGCAUAACUCAAUUUGAACUAUAAGAAUUUAUACUUGUCAUGAUUUUUUGUGUGUUGGACAGUAUUUCAGAUUUGUUUUUACAUGUUUGAGGAGUUUGUGGUUUAUUGUGAGUCCAAAGCAUUGUUUUAGUCCACAGGAUGUGAAUGUUAAAUGUUUAGUUUUGCUGUUUAAUGUGAGUGUUGUGGCACUGUUCAGUCUGUACAGAUGUACAUAAGCUUGAGAGUUUAUUAAACAAGGGCCUUUGGAAUUUG